GCCCGUAGGCGGCCGGCGCUGUCUGGGGCCGGUGGCGGGCGCGGGCGGUGCGCGAUGAGCGGCGCGGGGCGCGCGGCCUGGCGCCUGGGGGCCGGUGCUGCCCGUGCCGGUGCCGCCGCCGCGCGGGGCCGGGCCGGGCGGCUGCUGAGCCAGGCAGGCGCCGGGGAGCGCGGCGGGGCCGAGGACGGCAGCGGCGGCGGCUCCGGGUCGCGGGAGGCGGUGGAGCGGCUGGUGCGGGCGCACCCGGUGGUGGUGUUCAUGAAGGGCAGCCCGGCGCAGCCGCUCUGCGGCUUCAGCAACGCCGUCGUGCAGAUCCUGCGCCUGCACGGAGUGGAGGACUACCGCGCCCACGACGUCCUGCAGGACCCCGACCUCCGCCAAGGAAUAAAAAACUACUCUAACUGGCCUACCAUCCCACAAGUAUACCUCAAUGGUGAAUUUGUUGGCGGCUGUGAUAUACUCCUCCAGAUGCAUCAGAAUGGAGAUCUUGUAGAAGAGCUGAAGAAGCUAGGAAUCCGUUCAGCGCUUCUGGAUGCAGAAAAAGACCAAGACAAGAAGUAAAAUGAGCGAAAAAAGAUGCUCUGACAGUAAUAAAGCAAAUAUUUGAGAAGAACUUGUUACCAGAAAAGCCUUAUGUACUUCAGCUCAAAGAAGGCAUCUUUUUGAACUGACACUAAGAUUUACUUGUGAAUAUCUGUUAGCUCAUGCUAAAUGUAGUGAUCUUGGUAUUUUGAUUUCUGGAUAUUGUGAAAAUUUGAGUAUAGCCACUGUACUGUAAAGCAUACAUUUGUGGAAAUUGUGGUUAAAAAAAAAAGUUCACUUCUAAAAGCAUUCACUUCUUGAUUGAGGCAAGAGUAAACCAAAAUAAUAUUUUUAUGGAUUUUUAGUGUGUCUUUCUGCGUUCUUUGGUACACGAACAUGCGCAAACAGUGUUUGCAUUCCCUUGCUCCUCUUGAAAAAAUGUUAAGUAAUGGUGCAUCAGUUUUGCUGUAUAACUCCUGGUGACAAGACUUCCUGAGAGCCUGUAAAACUUCUGUAAUCACAUACGAUAUAGGAGAAAAAUAGUCUUUAAACAGUAUCGAAGACAAAAGAUUAUAUGAGAGUGCAUGAAAUAUACUUUUAUUCCAAAGGGUAAAAAUAAACAGACUGGUACAAAUACA
This is a messenger RNA of Phalacrocorax carbo (great cormorant), 1160 nucleotides long. Lineage: Eukaryota; Metazoa; Chordata; Aves; Suliformes; Phalacrocoracidae. The record is from RefSeq and is a predicted model, not a curated record.